Molecule: messenger RNA, 1941 nt
Organism: Caenorhabditis elegans
Lineage: Eukaryota; Metazoa; Nematoda; Chromadorea; Rhabditida; Rhabditidae
Gene: C43H6.6
Product: C-type LECtin
Exons: 10
Coding region: 223-1767 (514 amino acids)
Molecular function (GO): carbohydrate binding
Source: RefSeq, marked reviewed
CUUUCCAAAAUCGCAAUCCAGCGAGGGGACACCGGCAGUGGUGUCCACUUCUGUUCCAUUAGAAGGCCACCUUCGACAGCAGCAUUCACACCGGUUACUUAGCGACGCGAGCCGUCUAUUAGCGUGCAGAAGAAGGAGAGGGAGAGAGUGGUCACCAACUCGGAGAGCAGCAUAUAAAGCUUGACCCUUACGAGUCCCUGAUAUUCCGCCGACGGGUCGGGAAUGAGGUGCACAAUAUGGCCGUUGUGGCUGUCACGACUAUUAAUAUUAUAUUAUUUAUCAGUGCCGGUUAUAGUCAUUGCGCAGAACACCACCUGUUCAGGAACCGUAGUUUUAAAUGCAACUAAGGAAUUACAGUACUUGACAACUCCUAACUAUGAAUUGAGUUAUAAGUAUCCUCCUUUUUUAGAUUGCCGUUUUUUCAUAAAAGCGCCAGAUAAAACACGAGUUGUUGUAGAAAUAAUUGAUAUGGAAAUGGAACCCAGAAUAUUUGACGAAUGUUCUGAUUAUGUUGGUUUUGCAGAAGAUGUGACCGAGAAAAAUAUUUCAAAAAUGCUCACUCUUUGUGAAACUCUGACAAAGCGACAGUAUAUAUCAUCAACCAACACAUUGACCAUUAUUUUCCAGUCAGAUGAGCUUAUAGAAUAUCGAGGUGCAAGGUUAAGCUAUCAAUAUCACGAUAUUACCACUUGCCCUCCUGGUUGGACUGAGCUAUCGGACGGCAAAUGCGUGAGACAUGAGAUUGAUCAAAAGACUGACUGGAUCACGGCUCAGAAUCGUUGCAUGGAACAGCAGAGCAAUCUCAUCACGAUAGAAACUGGUGCCAAAACCACGGAACUUGAAAAUUUAUUUAAAAGUGUUCCCACGAGGUUUUGGACUGGAGACACGGAUGCAACAACCGAGGGAUUGCUUGUCGGAAUCAAUGACAGAGAAGCUCCAAACAUCCCAGGUCGUGAAUCCGGAAAUAGUUACACUGACAAUAACGACAAUAAUGAUUGCAUGACUGUCCACUUCGGUGAUAAUCAACCUUUUCGAAUGGAUGGUUGUGCGUCUUUCAAUGCAUAUAUUUGUGAGAUGAAGAAAGAUGGAACGACUGUCCUGUACCCGCCACCGGUUCAAAACAUCCAAGAUGGAUCCAACUCUCACAAUUCAGCAUACGCACUUUGGCUUUUGCUGUUUUUAAUUGGGUUACUGUUUUUGACAAUAAUGGCGUUUUUGUGUUUCAUGUGCUGGAAACAAAAGGACGCAAGAGUUCACACGGAAACUUCCGGCGUUCAGCAGAAUGCAUUCAUGAGCGAGACUACUCAUCGCAUAGAUCAACAAUCCAGAACAUCUGGAAAUGGGCAACAAAUUGCUCCAGUAGCAUCUUCGUCUGGCGGAGCCAACCGUACAUCUCGAAAUUCGCCAAUCAAUGUCCCUAUUGAAAACAAUAGACCAAUCAAGAAAUUUCCAAUGGCACCAGUUCCGAAUCGCUUACCAAUGGCUGAAGAACCAUCUGGAGGAUCGGAGCAUGUUGUGGAAACAGGCAUACUUGGAGCUAAUAAUGAUGAUGAUGUUGAAUCGGUCAGUGCUGCUCCGAGAGCUCAAACAAGAACACUCCCACCAAUGCCAACGAGAGAAGGAACGUUCCAGAGUAUUAAUACGAGAGAUGGUAGCACCAUGAGGACACGAAGAAAUAAAGAACUAUUUGAGCGACCUGUGAUGCAUGUUCUUGACAAUGUAUCUGCAAUAUCUCUAGAUGAAUUUUGGAGCAAUAAAAAACCCUGAGUGACCUGCAGCUCAAAAUGCCACUCGGUUUAGGGUUUUGUUUAGAUCAGCGGGUUUUAUGCAAUUUAUUAUUUAAUAACUAUUCUCACAUGGAUUUUUUGUUCUCAUCACUAACCAAACUGCCGAAAAUUCAUUUGUCUUUCUUUUUAUGAAAAUAUAUCAAUUUAUAAUUUA